This is a messenger RNA of Laetiporus sulphureus 93-53, 373 nucleotides long. RefSeq lists its product as uncharacterized. NCBI's taxonomy places the organism in Eukaryota, Fungi, Basidiomycota, Agaricomycetes, Polyporales, Laetiporaceae. The record is from RefSeq and is a predicted model, not a curated record. Bases 110 to 301 code for a protein of 63 amino acids. The transcript has a single exon.
GUUCCCCUAGAUCAUCGUAUUGCCAUGCUUAUGUAGCGCGCCUCGUAUCUGCCGGUCAAUCGACUUACGCUGAAGAACACUAAAAAAGCGACGACACGGUGAGUAUAAAAUGUCAUAUCAGCUGAAAGGAGAGCACCUGGAGCCGCAAGGAAACGACCGGACACAGGUUGAGCGGUUUGAACGCAGAUACAAGCAUAUAACAGCACAUAAUACUAUACGUACCUUAAAUGUUGGGGCUGACCACCUAGGAACUCAUCACAUGAGUCAUCACCAAAGGAAGAGAAGACAAGAACAAGUAUAAGAGGUCAAUUGAUAACUAAGAAACAGUCACUCUCCCAAACGAAAACCUCGGAAUCAUGGUGAUUAAUCAUUC